Arachis duranensis is the source of this 1949-nucleotide messenger RNA. Its product is annotated as glutathione hydrolase 1. The record is from RefSeq and is a predicted model, not a curated record. The coding region runs from base 44 to 1762 and encodes 572 amino acids. Gene Ontology annotation, cellular component: plasma membrane. The transcript has 7 exons. Lineage: Eukaryota; Viridiplantae; Streptophyta; Magnoliopsida; Fabales; Fabaceae. Gene Ontology annotation, molecular function: glutathione gamma-glutamate hydrolase. Gene Ontology annotation, biological process: glutathione catabolic process.
GUUGAGCUGGCAGCAAACACCCUUUCAUUCAUCAACAGUUACGAUGAUUCUAUGGCAAGUCAUUGCUAUUAUUCUUGCUUUGAAUUCGGUGUCUGGAAACCAGAAGCUGAGAAACGAGGUGGUGUUUGCGGAGCAUGGAGCGGUGGCGACGGACGAUCGGCGGUGUUCGAGGAUCGGAAAGGAUGUUCUGCGGGAAGGAGGGCACGCGGUGGAUGCAGCGGUCGCGGCGGCUCUUUGUUUGGGGGUUGUGAGCCCGGCGUCAAGUGGACUGGGGGGUGGAGCAUUUAUGCUUCUGAGGUUGGCGGAUGGGGUCGCAAAGGCCUUUGAUAUGAGAGAAACUGCUCCUCUUCAUGCUUCCCAGGACAUGUACGGUGGCAACACUACUUUGAAGGCAAAAGGUGGUCUCUCCGUGGCUGUUCCGGGAGAACUCUCCGGCCUUCACGAGGCAUGGAAACAACACGGGAGGCUUCCAUGGAAACGACUCGUAAGGCCGGCCGAGAUUCUUGCUCGCCAAGGAUUCAAGAUUUCGCCAUACCUUAGGAUGCAAAUGGAACAAACAGAGUCAGGUAUAUUGCAAGAUAAGGGUCUUCAUAGCAUAUUUGCACCAAAUGGAGAACUCUUGAAGAUUGGUGAAGUAUGUUACAAUAAGAAACUGGCAGACACUCUUGGUGCUAUUGCCAUGUUUGGUCCACAAGCCUUCUAUGGUGGAUUGGUUGGCCAUAAUUUGGUUAAGGAUGUUCAGAGUGUUGGAGGGAUAUUGACCAUGGAAGACCUAAAAGGAUAUCAAGUUAAACAAACCAAACCAAUAACAAAUGAUGUUCUUGGACUUGAGAUUCUUGCCAUGCCUCCUCCUUCAGGUGGGCCUCCAAUGAUGCUGCUGCUAAACAUUCUAGCACAAUAUGAGCUCCCUUCAGGACUUUCUGGCUCCCUUGGGUACCAUAGAGAAAUUGAAGCUUUGAAACAUGUUUUUGCUGUGAGAAUGAAUCUUGGAGACCCUGAUUUUGUGAACAUAACUGCUGUUCUUUCUGACAUGCUUUCUCCUGAGUUUGCUAAAGUGCUAAAGAAUGACAUCAAUGAUAAUAGAACUUUUGGUCCCGAUCAUUAUGGUGGCAGAUGGAAUCAGAUCCAUGAUCAUGGUACUAGUCAUCUGAGCGUCAUUGAUCUUGAUCGCAAUGCAGUGUCCAUGACUACCACUGUGAAUGCAUAUUUUGGUUCAAAGAUCCUUUCACCAAGCACAGGAAUAGUACUAAACAAUGAGAUGGAUGAUUUUUCCAUGCCUAUGAAAAAUGUCUCCAACGACGUUCCACCUCCUGCUCCGCCCAAUUUCGUCGCGCCCGGAAAGCGGCCGUUAUCGUCCAUGAGUCCAACUAUUGUCCUCAAGGAUGGGAAACUGCAAGCUGCAGUAGGUGCUAGUGGAGGAGCCAUGAUCAUAGCUGGAACAUCAGAGGUUAUUCUGAAUCAUUUUGUGAAAGGAAUGGAUCCUCUUUCUUCUAUAAUGUCUCCAAGGGUCUAUCAUCAGCUUAUACCUAAUGUGGUCAAUUAUGAGAAUUGGACAACUGUGAGUGGUGACCACUUUGAACUUCCUUCUGACAUAAGGGCAGCCCUUAUAAGUAAGGGUCAUGUCCUAAAGGGCCUUGCAGGUGGUACAAUUUGCCAACUUGUAGUUCAAGACAUUGAUCCUUCAAUGGGGAAUAAUAAAGAAAGUGGAAAGCUUGUGGCUGUGAGUGACCCAAGAAAGGGUGGUUUACCUUCAGGCUUCUGAGAUACAAAUCCUCCAUCAUCGUCAUAUCUUUGCAGUUUUACUUUAAUUAGACCAAUAAUAAUGCUUAGGAUAACCAUUUUUGAGAUAUUAAAAAAAAACAAUAUUGGUACACCUAGUUUGUGAAUCAUUGAUUUGGACAAGUCAUGCAUCAGUUUGCAAGAUAAUUCGAAUUAAGUUUGCAAGAUAA